AUGGCUGAAACAUCCGCAAGCAGCUCGGUCCCCCGGCCCAUCCUCAGCAUUGUCACAGUAUCACCUGCGUCCACCCAGACUGCUCCCUCUGCCUCUGCUCCGGAAUUGUACCCGAAGCUGGUGGAUCUGUACCCAGUCUCCCCUCCCUUGCACACUGCCAAAGAUCGUUCCACGGCCUACGUGUGGCGCAAUCGACUUCUUCCGACCAUUUACGCUGAACCGGUUCCCGUACUCACUGUGACUUCUGUCAACAGGGACGUAAUUCGGGACGAGGCGCCUGACGAGGUCUACCUUGGUGCCGGAUUCGCGGACUCAGGUCAUGAUGAGAACAUUUUCGACGAUUUCCGGGAUUGGUGGGUCAGGAAGUAUCCUGCGGAAAGAGUCUUCGGCGAGGACGAAGCGCAGUGCGACGCGGCAUUCCAGGAGAUGUGGCGCUCCAGCGCGACGGCAGCCCUCAUUGCAUUGGACGAUGCGGAGCUCGGGCGGACCGUCGUCGUACAGCCCUGGGCCGUCACGCAAAUGACGCUCUCCGAAGACGUGGACUCGUCACCGUUGAUCAGAGUGAAAUCGUUCGGCUGCUCCACCCAAUUGCUGAACCCAGAGGAACAGACCAAGACCACCGAUCCGGAGAAGCAAUACCGUUUCAAAGUUCUACGCUGCCAUGAUCGCAAUGAGUAUUACUCAACAGAGGUUCCCACGGGCUGGGUCGAACCUGACGUCCCAGUCAAAGUCUUCGCAAAGAUCCCUCCGAUCUGGUUUGCUGUUGCUCCACUCAGGACCACGGAGGAUGCUGCUCCCCAAGAUACGGCUGAGGACGACGGCGAGGCGAACUCGCUGCAGAUCGCGGAGAUGUCGUUGGAAGAGUCUGAGGCUAAAGCUCAAAAUCUAUGCAAUCCAACUUGCCGAGGAACACAGCGUCCUCCUUCCCUGCUACGAACGAAACGAAGGCCGAACCCGCCGCUCAAGAAGGACGCUUGCCACCCGUAUCUGCAGCCUUGGUUCCGGGGAGGGACCGUCCCCGCUCGCCUACAUGUUCCUGUAUUACUAGAUCUAUCCGAGCUCAUCCCCCAGGAGGUAUCUCGAAAGGAGUUCAUAUCGUCAUGGUGUCUCAGCAUACAUGAUAAGAUUCCACCGGCCGACUCACGCACUAUGAGUUCCACAACCGCUUCCGAUGAGCAAUAUCCGUACGUUCUGCUUUCCGAUCGCCGGGUGAGAUACGAAUACGCGACCUACGUCGGACAGCUUCGCCGCCCACCCCCUCCCCCACCUGAGCCCGUGCCUGAAGAUCAUCGCCUACCUGACGCGUCGUGCAUUAUGGGGCCGCCGCCAGAUCCCCCCAAUUACGUUGCAAUCCCUGUCGAUGGAGCCCGGUGGUGUCGAAGGGUGCUUUUGGACGAGAAUGACCUCAGCGCCAAGCCCAAGAUGGAGCUCACGGUCGAACCCUACCUCAUGAGUUCGGAAUGGACGCCUGUAUUCCAGCGCGGGGAUGCACCUCUGGUCAAGCCCAGCAUCGAAUUGUCUUGGGCGGAGGACCUCAAGAAGACCUGGUGGAACUCUCUGAUGCCAGGAGAAGACAUCGAGGGGCUGGAUCGUGAGAUGAUUUGUGACGCACUGUGGAAGCGCAUGGUCCCCUCGGCGGAAGAAAGGAGCAUUUCUCUCAAUCGCAACUUGAGGAUUCGUGCUGUGGCUCGUCCUCCACUCACCACCACGACCCAAGAUGGGAGAGUCACGACUGUGGAACUCGGAUACAGCACUCAGCCCCUCGGAACCGAAGCGCCCAACACCCUGCCAGAGACGAUCCUUCACCAGAUCACCUUCAGAUCGGGUCCGGCCAACUCUACCACGGCCAAAACGUGGAGUGUCAAUCCGGCAGAGAUCACCCAGGCACUCACUGAACUCAUGGCUGACUUGACAUCGAGAGAGGCGGGAGGUUUGGCUAAGGACGGGUCAGCGAGAAGGAGCUUUAGGAGGAUCGACGAAGAAGGGAUUCUCGGCUCCUAA
Messenger RNA from Dioszegia hungarica, 2001 nucleotides. RefSeq lists its product as uncharacterized. NCBI's taxonomy places the organism in Eukaryota, Fungi, Basidiomycota, Tremellomycetes, Tremellales, Bulleribasidiaceae. The transcript has 5 exons. The coding region runs from base 1 to 2001 and encodes 666 amino acids. The record is from RefSeq and is a predicted model, not a curated record.